Messenger RNA from Cooperia oncophora, 804 nucleotides. The record is from the annotation of a GenBank genome assembly. Lineage: Eukaryota; Metazoa; Nematoda; Chromadorea; Rhabditida; Trichostrongylidae.
AUGAUCGGCGUUAUACUGCUGAUUUUGCCGAUGGUGGGAAGCCAAUCGUUCGAGAAGGUUCACGUUGGUUUCCCUGACACCUGGAAUGGUGACAAGUAUCGGGAGUUAUACUGCCCAAGCAAGAAUAUCCCUAAAUUUCUAGACGGUUUCUUCCUUUGUCAGCUGUCUGCCUCCUACGGCAACUCCUCGGCUCCACCUGGUCGGAAACUGAACCACAUGAUCGACGCUAUCGGAGCCAUCGGCUCGUUUCACAUUAGCAAUGGACAAGUGGUGUUCUCGUCGCAAUACUAUCCAGCUCGACCCUACAAAAUAUGGGAGUUCUAUGAUCGUAAUAUUAGCAAGUCAAACGUACCAUGGGCCGGAUGGUCCGAUUAUAACCUAACGGCGAUGUCCAGAUGGGAACAGAUCCCCAACAAUCCUGAUGCUGCCCGUUUUCAUCCAAAUCUUGAUUUUUGGAGAAUCGGAAAGCGAAUACUUGCUGGAACUGAAGCACCAUAUUGGAUUGGAUACGAAGUAGAUAUGCAGAAUCUGAGCAAGUUCAAACUUUUCAAAUUCACUGAAGAAAACGACAUUUUCGCCUCGCCGCGUCCAACUAUGAUACCUAUUUCAAUGGCAAUCCAUGAACGUAGUGAUGCUGAUGGAACCGUUUGGGGAUCGUUUUCAGCCAUGAACUUCGAAGAACAACGAUUCGUACAGGGCAUUUUCACAAUUGAUGUACAUGGAGUCCGUCGUGUAGUUGGAUUGUACGAUUACGGUGUCUGGGACCCUAAUGCUUGUGGAAAAAACGACGAAUAUAUCGGUUAG